AUGACGGAGAAAAAGACAUCGCUCGAACAAAUCGAGAAAAUCGAUACGAACAUUACAGACCAAAAUGAUGGAGAGCCUCGCUCAGAGAAGGGCGUUCAGCUCGACUACUCUGGAUCACACAAGAAGACAUCCCCGGAGGAAAUAAAACUUGUGAAGAAGUUGGAUCUGUGGAUCAUGCCCACCUUAUGGCUGAUGUUCUGGCUCAACUAUUUGGAUCGUAAUGCCAUUGCUCUCGCUAGGCUCAACCACCUAGAAAAGGACCUUAAUCUUAAAGGCACUGAGUACCAGUCUUGCGUCUCUAUCCUGUUUGUUGGCUAUAUUUUAGCCCAGGUUCCAUCGAACAUGUUGCUGACUCGUGUACGGCCAUCAUGGUGGAUGAGCUCUUGGAUGGCAGUCUGGGCGAUAGUAUCUGCCUUGACUGCACUCGCACAUAACUACACCACCUUGUUGCUUACGCGAUUCUUCCUGGGUCUGACCGAAGCCCCCUACUACCCUGGCGCUCUGUAUCUACUUUCUACUUUCUAUACUCGCAAGGAAGUAGCAACUCGGAUCUCUAUCUUAUACACAGGUAAUAUCCUCGCUACGGCUCUGGCAGGACUUAUCGCGGCAGGCAUCUUUCACGGCAUGGAUGGGGCAGCUGGGCUUGCAGGUUGGAAAUGGCUUUUCAUCCUGCAAGGCGCCGUCACUUUUGUCGUCGCUUUGGGUGCUGUCUUCACCCUUCCCGAUAACCCACUCACCACUCGUUGGUUGACUGAGAAUGAGCGACAGCUGGCUCACGAUCGUAUCGCCCGUGAGACUGUUGGCAAACGCGAGAAGUCCUCUACCUUCGCAGGCUUGAAGGAAGCUGCCUUAGACUACCGUGUCUGGGUCUUCGCCUUCAUGCAGCACAUGCACCUGGCCGCAAAUGGAUUCAAGAACUUCUUUCCUAGCGUGGUUGAAACCCUCGGCUUCAAUACUACGAUCACCCUAGUUCUCACCUGUCCUCCAUACCUCGUCGCAGGAGGUAUCUCCAUUCUCUGGUCGAUAUCCUCUGGCAAAUACAAUGAGCGGACGUGGCAUAUCACGGUGGCUAAAUUGAUAGCCAUUGCAGGUUUUGUGAUUGGAUGUGCGACGCUCAAUACUGGAGUCCGAUACUUUGCGAUGUUUGUUUUCACGAUUGGCACAUACGCUGUCAAUAGUAUUAUUCUUGGCUGGGUUGGCAGUACCUGCGGACAGACGCAGGAGAAAAAGGCUUCAGCCUACAGCAUUGUCAAUUCAAUUGCUAACAUCAGCUUCAUAUGGACUCCGUACCUUUGGCCAAAGAGUGACGAGCCACGCUACGCAAUUGCGAUGGGGUCCAGCGCCGGUUUUUCGUUCGCAACCAUGGCUGCCGCUUGGGGUAUGAAGUUGUACCUGAAGAGAAUGAAUCGUAAGAUGAGGCAAAACGAUGAUGAGAGAACGCUAUUCUAUGUUUACUAA
Molecule: messenger RNA, 1458 nt
Organism: Aaosphaeria arxii CBS 175.79
Lineage: Eukaryota; Fungi; Ascomycota; Dothideomycetes; Pleosporales
Product: pantothenate transporter liz1
Exons: 4
Coding region: 1-1458 (485 amino acids)
Biological process (GO): transmembrane transport
Cellular component (GO): membrane
Molecular function (GO): transmembrane transporter activity
Source: RefSeq, a predicted model, not a curated record